Molecule: messenger RNA, 2166 nt
Organism: Toxorhynchites rutilus septentrionalis
Lineage: Eukaryota; Metazoa; Arthropoda; Insecta; Diptera; Culicidae
Exons: 2
Coding region: 1-2166 (721 amino acids)
Molecular function (GO): zinc ion binding; nucleic acid binding; catalytic activity
Source: RefSeq, a predicted model, not a curated record
AUGGAGUACACACAAAAUACAAUCGAAAUCGAGAGCGAACAAGAAGACGUAAACAUCUUCGCAAGAAGGGGACAGGUGAUGAGAUCACCGAUUUUGAACCAAUAUCAGGUACCAAAAUCCAACAACAGCAAAACCGCGGACGAGCAGCCAAGCCUGCAUGUGAGAACUAAGCUGAGCGAAGCCAUGAAGGCAAGUGAAGAACUCUACGAAUACAUCAAACCUCGUAGUAAUGUUCAUGCGGUGAUAAGAACUCUUACCGUAAAAAUAAGAUCCGCGCUUGCGAUAGCUGAACGUGAACAGCAGACCUGGCGGGCAAGAGCAGAAAAAGCGGAGAAUGCUCUGAAAGAAGCUGUGCAGAGUAAGGCAAAGGAAGUGAUCUUGAUACCGACGGUAGACUCUACCCCACUAACCGCAAAGAGGAGAAGACAAACUCCAGAAGAAAAGAAGGAGACGAAAAAACACAAAGAUGGCAGUGAAGGUGCUAGGGGUGAAAAUAAGCAAAACAAUGAAGAUCCGAACGGGUGGCAUACAGUCGAAAGGAAGAAAAAAGAAAACAAAAAGAAAGGAAAAACUAAGCCUAAGAUGGAGAGGCAGAAACCAGAAGCUCUUAUUGUGAGCGCAGCGGGGAUGGCGACCUAUGCCGAGAUACUGCGGAAGGUGAAAGAAGAUCCGUCCUUACAGAAUCUUGGGGAAAACGUGGCCAGGAUAAGACGAACACAGAAUGGAGAAAUGUUGUUUGAAUUGAAGAAGAACCCAACGAUUAAAAGUUCGACAUAUAGAGAGCUAGUCGAAAAAUCUCUGGGAGAAACGGCGAAAGUUAGGGCUCUUUCCCAAGAGAUAGCGAUCGAAUGUAGAAAUCUGGAUGAGAUCACAACAGACGACGAGCUGAGAGAAGCCCUGAACGAACAGUUCGAACUUAGCGAUGUCUCCUUAACAAUUCGACUGAGGAAAGCAUUUGGAGGUACACAAACAGCAGUGAUAAAACUGCCAAGAAUCGCAGCAAGAAAACUGCUAGAGACUGGCAAGAUAAAAGUUGGAUGGACGGUGUGCCCUCUAAGGGCUAUUCAGCAAAUGAUGAGAUGCUUUAAAUGCAUGGACUUUGGCCACCAAUCUAGAAACUGCAAUGGACCUGAUAGAUCGGACUCUUGCUUAAGAUGCGGUAAUAAGGGGCACUUAGCGAAAAUGUGUACUAAGCCUCCAAGAUGCAUGCUCUGUACGACGGAGGUAGAUAACGAUCACGUCACCGGAGGCUCGAGAUGCCCAUUCUUUAAAAGAGCGCUGGCAGCAACAACAGAGCCGUAUCAGGUACCCCCAGACAACGGAAAUUGGGUAACCGAUAAAGCUAAAAUAGCCGCAAUUACGACGUUGGGAAAAUAUCCCUUCCAGGAAGUUGUAUCCAGUGAAUAUGAAGGGUUCGUGAUUGUCAAAAUUAACGACAUCUUUGUAUGCAGCUGCUAUGCACCCCCGAGAUGGACGAUUGAGCAGUUCGACCAGAUGCUCCACAAUAUAACGGAAGAGCUCAUCGGACGGCAUCCCAUAGUCAUCGGCGGGGACUUCAACGCCUGGGCAGUAGAGUGGGGGAGCAGAUUUACCAAUGCGAGGGGGUUUAGUCUGCUCGAAGGACUGUCAAAGCUGAAUAUAAGACUAGUUAAUGAGGGCUCUACUAGCACUUUUCGCAGGGAUGGGAGAGAGUCAAUUAUUGAUGUAACCUUCUGCAGCCCGUCGUUAGCAUCGAACAUAAACUGGAGAGUCUGCGAGGAUUAUACCAACAGUGAUCACCAAGCGAUUCGCUACACCGUCAGUACUCAGUCGCCAUUAACAAGGAGAGGGACGAGAACAAAGUGUAAGAAGUGGAAGCUGAAGGAGUUUGACAAGAACCUCUUCAUCGAAGCACUCCAGGUGGAUCGAACAACUUCUACUUUAAAUGCAGUCGAACUGACAGAGGUUGUAACGAGAGCAUGUGACGUCACCAUGACGCGGAAAUCAACGCCAAAAAACGAACGCCGUCCAGUAUAUUGGUGGAACGAGACAAUUAACACACUGCGGAUAAGCUGUCUCCGAGCCAGACGGAGAAUGCAAAGGGCUAGGAUUGACACCGAAAGAACAGAGUGCAGGGAAGCAGGGAAGCGUUCAGAGCGGCGAGAGCCGCGCUCAAGAGCGAAAUAA